AUGAGCGAAAGCCAAAAGCUCCUGCAUGAGCAUCCUUCAGACAGUGACUCUGAAUUAGGACCCGAAAUCAAACCAAGUCCGCGACAUUUAUCGCCAUCGCCUUCAUCGUCGCGAGCUACGUCCACCUCCCCAGCGCCCCCAGGGUCACGUCCAAAUGGCGGGAUCAAGCGGCAAUCGUCCUUUGCACAACAUCGCCCAGAUGGCACUCCGAGAACCCCGAACCGCGUCCGUUUCGAAGAGCCGAGGAGGAGCAUGAAUGGACAUGCAAACGGCAGCGCCGACUGGGUAGAGUUGGACGGAGAUGAUUACAUGAAUGACGGAGAGGGGCAGGAGACACAGCGGCUGCCUCUGCUCACUGGUAUCGAGGCGCCGAGUGUCACGGUGGCCGAGCAGAACUUCAACCCAGAAGACCACCUGGAGAGCGCACGGCCACGCAGCGGAAUGCGAAGCGCAUUCAUGAAUAUGGCCAACAGUAUAAUAGGGGCUGGUAUCAUUGGCCAACCGUACGCUAUCCGCAAUGCCGGCCUGUUGACAGGAACCGCUCUGCUCAUCGGCCUCACAAUCAUCGUAGACUGGACAAUUCGACUCAUUGUCAUAAACUCGAAGCUCAGCGGGACGGAUUCUUUCCAGGCGACGGUACAACACUGCUUUGGGAAAUCCGGGCUCGUGGCUAUAUCCCUCGCGCAAUGGCUCUUCGCCUUUGGCGGCAUGGUAGCCUUCUGCGUUAUUGUCGGUGACACGAUACCAAAGGUUUUGGAUUCAAUGUUUCCUUCUCUAGAAGACAUGUCCUUCCUAUGGCUACUUACCAACAGAAGAGCUGUCAUGAUUCUGCUCAUUCUCGGCAUAUCGUUUCCCCUGUCGCUCUACCGUGACAUUUCAAAGCUUGCCAAAGCCAGUGGCUUCGCCUUGGUCAGCAUGACCGUCAUUAUUGUGACUGUUGUUACACAAUCCUUCCGCGUUCCUGCUGAGGCCAGGGGCCAACUACGCGGCUCCCUCAUUAUCCGCUCGGGCAUCUUCGAGUCCAUAGGCGUCAUUGCUUUUGCUUUUGUCUGCCACCACAACAGCCUCCUCAUCUACGGCUCCCUGCGCAAGCCGACUAUCGAUCGUUUCUCCCGCGUCACACACUAUAGCACUGGCAUAUCCCUUGUCGCAUGUCUUGUCAUGGCACUGUCAGGUUACCUGACCUUUGGUGACAAGACGCUCGGCAAUGUGCUCAACAAUUUCCCCAACGAUAAUCUCAUGGUCAACAUUGCACGUCUGUUCUUCGGCCUCAACAUGCUUACCACACUUCCACUGGAAGCUUUUGUCUGCCGAGAAGUAAUGAACAAUUACUGGUUCCCCGAUGAACACUACAACCCCAACCGCCACAUAAUCUUCACUAGUUCGCUUGUGAUUUCUGCUCUCACGCUCUCCCUUCUCACCUGCGACAUUGGCGUUGUUUUUGAGUUGUUUGGCGCAACAUCUGCUUGCGCGCUCGCAUUCAUUCUCCCACCUCUCUGCUACAUCAAACUGUCGCAAAAAAGCACAAUGACAUACGUAGCUGGCGCUGUAGUGGCAUUUGGAUGCACUGUUAUGGUCAUUAGCAUCCUCAAGACUACGAGCAAGCUCGUGGUUGGUCAAAGUGACCAUGCGCAAUGUGGGUAA
Molecule: messenger RNA, 1644 nt
Organism: Bipolaris victoriae FI3
Lineage: Eukaryota; Fungi; Ascomycota; Dothideomycetes; Pleosporales; Pleosporaceae
Exons: 4
Coding region: 1-1644 (547 amino acids)
Biological process (GO): amino acid transmembrane transport
Cellular component (GO): endoplasmic reticulum
Molecular function (GO): amino acid transmembrane transporter activity
Source: RefSeq, a predicted model, not a curated record